GUGUCUAGUUGGAAAACUGCGUACAUUGUCCCAAGUCCUCAUCCUGGAUUUCGCUCUGUCUCAUCUGUAGUGCUUGCUUCCUCUUUAUAUUUGCUUGCCGUGUAUUAUAACUUAGCUCGGGAUUGCAAGAUGUCUUCACCUCGCGAUAAAAUUCACGUCGACACAUCACCUCACUGUAGAUCUUCUCGUAACCAUUCAUCCGACACUCAUCGUACUAGAAAAUCUCAUCGUUCUCAUUCUCGCGAGAGGGGGCGAAGAGACCGCCGGAGGGAUCGUGACAAUGACGAAUGGCGUAUUGAACGAGGGUACCGCGAGCGAGGUAGGCGAAGCAAAUCGCGUGAUUUGUUAAACAAGGACAGGGAUAGCGGACGUAGGGAAAGAGAUAAGCGUCAUCGUGGCGAUAGGUAUGAUAGUCACCACCACACAGGAGAACGUCAAGAUAGAGAUCAAGAAAGGAGAAGAAAGAGAGAUGAAAUCGGGGACUCUAUAGAGGCUCAUGCUUACGAUGGUCGUUCAAAGAGAAAGAGAUCAGAUGACGGCGUAGAAAAUUUGUUCCCUCCCCUCCCAUCUGCAACGAGCCUACCACAACCUACAGCUCCGAUCAAGGAUAGUCCCAAUAACAGAGUAUCUGACCUUAAAGAGCGCUCACGAGAACGUAGGUUCGAUGACCGGAUGAAACAUCGGGAUCCCCGUGAUGAAUUUGAUGAUCCUCUGAGACAUCGAACAGAUAGAGAUGUGACUAGGGAUGCAAGAUAUUCCUUCCUCGACGAAGAUGAGCUGGAAGCGCGAACUUCGACAAGUCUUAUCCUACAACGGUCAUCUCCAACAUAUGAUACUCCUGAUGAUUACAAUCCCGAAGAACCUAAAGAAGACGAUUCUGAAGCCCGAUCUGUGUUUGUCUCUCAGCUUGCUGCACGGCUUACUGCCCGAGACCUUGGAUAUUUUUUCGAGGACAAACUGGGUGAAGGCACUGUGAUGGAUUCAAGGAUCGUCACAGACAGAUUGUCUCGCCGUUCGAAAGGUAUUGGCUACGUCGAAUUUCGCUCAAUUGAUAUGGUCGAGAAAGCUAUCUCUCUUAGUGGGACUGUAGUAAUGGGUCUUCCCGUCAUGGUCCAAUUAACGGAAUCCGAAAGGAACAAGCUUCAUCCAGGAGAUGGCAAUCUUAAUCUCCCCCCUGGAGUUAGUGCUCCACAUGGAGCUAUGCAGCUUUAUGUCGGCUCACUACAUUUCAACCUCACCGAGUCCGAUAUUAAACAGGUCUUCGAACCAUUUGGUGAACUUGAAUUUGUCGACCUUCAUAGGGACCCCAUGACGGGGCGCAGCAAAGGCUACGCUUUUGUGCAAUAUAAAAGAGCUGAGGAUGCAAGGAUGGCCCUGGAACAAAUGGAAGGCUUUGAACUUGCAGGUCGAACGCUGCGUGUCAAUACUGUACACGAAAAGGGCACCGCUCGAUAUGCUCAACAAGAUACUUUGGACGAGGCAGGAGGUGGCAACUUGAACGCAGCCUCUCGACAAGCCCUAAUGCAAAAAUUAGCUAGAAUUGAACCAAUACCCAAACCCCCGACAAACAACAAGCCGACCAUCCCUCAAGCAAUGCAAUCAAGAUCCGUGCUGCUGAAAAACAUGUUUGAUCCCGAAGAGGAGACAGAGCGUGAUUGGGACAAAGAUCUAGCUGAAGACGUGAAAGGCGAAUGCGAAGACAAAUAUGGUCAAGUCGACGCAAUCAAGGUUGAACAAGAGACCCAAGGCAAGAUAUACGUUAAGUUCAAUUCUAUCGAUUCCGCAAAAAAUGCUAUACAAGGCCUCAAUGGCCGAUGGUUUGGCGGAAGACAGGUUUCAGCUGGUUUCAUAUCUGAUGCUAUCAUGGUUGCCCAUCAGUGAUUAGAGCCGCAAAUAUCAUUCUGUUCCCUGUAUCUUGUUCAUGAUGGGUAUUGCUCAGAUUACUCCAAUUUAAAAAACAUGCUGCAAAAGGAUGCGA
Serpula lacrymans var. lacrymans S7.9 is the source of this 1978-nucleotide messenger RNA. RefSeq lists its product as uncharacterized. NCBI's taxonomy places the organism in Eukaryota, Fungi, Basidiomycota, Agaricomycetes, Boletales, Serpulaceae. Gene Ontology annotation, cellular component: nucleus. The record is from RefSeq and is a predicted model, not a curated record. Gene Ontology annotation, molecular function: RNA binding. Gene Ontology annotation, biological process: mRNA processing. Bases 130 to 1881 code for a protein of 583 amino acids. The transcript is spliced from 12 exons.